AUGAGUGACUACAACAUCCAACAACGUUCGACAUUGGAAAUGUUUCCUGAUGAACUUUUCUUUGAGCUUUUUGAAUAUAUUCCUUUAAAUGAUUUAUAUCGAGCAUUUUUCGGACUUAAUACACGAAUUGAUAUUAUUCUAAAAAAUUUAUCAAAUCUUUUUGCUGAAUGGACAACUAAUUCCGAUGAUCGAAUAAUAAAUAUAUUUUCCUCGUGUAUAAGUCGACUUGUGAUUUGGCGUGGUGGACACUUAAAUUUAUAUCGUUUCAAUAAACUUCGUUCAUUAAAGUUAGCCUUACCAACCAUUCAACAAUGUAAUGAAAUUCAAUCAUCAUCCACGCUUGAACAUUUGCACAUCGAAUCGUCAGCAAUUUCACAUACAAUAACUGAACAAUUAUCGUUUCUAUUUUUAACUGAUGCAUUUCCACGUCUUCGUACUUGUCGAAUUGAUGAAAUUCAAUUCGAUCAAAAUAUUUUUCAAUCAAAACCGACACUUCUUUCAUUAAUGACUCGUACGCAGCAUCCAACAAAAUUACUUUCUUUAUGUCCUAUGUUAGUGCAUUUACGAUUAAAUUUAAAAAAUAAUAUCAAUGAAUUUCUUCCAUUAGAUAUUCAUUCAAGUCUUCGUUAUCUUCAACUUGGUAUAUAUUCAACUGAAAUAAAUCUUUCUUCUGUCGAAUCGAUUUUUUCAGUAACACCCAAUCUAACUCGAUUUACUCUUGAUGGUCCUUGUAUUACACCGCCACAAAAUAAAUUAGAUAUUUUCUCAUUAGCAUCAGUAUUUACUCGUCGCUUAUCAAAAUUACGUUUUGUUUAUAUUAGUCUUCCGUUAAGUGAGAGUCAAUCAGAUCCAAAAGAAUUUGAAAAUGAAAAAGAAUUACUAAAAAAACUUCAUCCACUUUUCAACGAUAUCGUAUUUCGUCCACGAUCAUAUUAUGCACCUGGUCGAUUAAUCAUUUCAUCAAUAAUUGAUAGUAAAACAGUCAAAUCUCAUAUAAACUGA
This is a messenger RNA of Rotaria socialis, 1002 nucleotides long. The record is from the annotation of a GenBank genome assembly. NCBI's taxonomy places the organism in Eukaryota, Metazoa, Rotifera, Eurotatoria, Philodinida, Philodinidae.